Molecule: messenger RNA, 4506 nt
Organism: Oncorhynchus kisutch (coho salmon)
Lineage: Eukaryota; Metazoa; Chordata; Actinopteri; Salmoniformes; Salmonidae
Product: thioredoxin-related transmembrane protein 2-B-like
Exons: 8
Coding region: 150-1073 (307 amino acids)
Biological process (GO): brain development
Cellular component (GO): membrane-bounded organelle
Molecular function (GO): disulfide oxidoreductase activity
Source: RefSeq, a predicted model, not a curated record
AUUUCACAAAAGAGGCGGGACUAUUUCCAAGGAUUCGUCCGCAUUGACCUCGGCCACAUCCUUCGUGCCCUUUAAUUCGCAGUUUACACAUUGGCAGACUGGAAAUUUAUCCAGCGAGUUUUAUUUUACUUGUAUAUCUAAAUUAGAAAAUGGCGUUACUAACACCUCUCCUUGCAUUCCUCUACCACUUGCCGCAGGUGUACAAGUGGCUGCUAAAGCCAUACUAUGUCGCGUCUCUGUUCAUGUCAGUCGCGUUUCUCCUGAUCCGCAAGACGCCAGGCAUCUGCGAGCAUCUUUCGACACAACGAGAGGAUGGCAACCCCUGCGACUUUGACUGGAGAGAAGUGGAGAUUCUUAUGUUCCUCAGUGCCAUCGUCAUGAUGAAAAACAGAAGAGCUAUAACGGUGGAACAGCAUGUGGGGAACAUCAUUCUGUUCAGUAAGGUUGCCAACGUUAUCCUCUUCUUCAGACUGGACAUCCGCAUGGGCCUGCUCUACCUCACCCUCUGCAUCGUGUUCCUGAUGACCUGUAAGCCUCCUCUCUACAUGGGCCCAGAGUACAUCAAGUACUUCAGUGACAAGACCAUAGACGACGAGUUGGAGAGGGACAACAGGGUGACGUGGAUUGUAGAGUUCUUCGCUAACUGGUCCCCGGAGUGUCAGUCCUUUGCCGCCGUCUACGCAGACCUCUCCCUCAAGUAUAACUGUGCUGGGCUCAAGUUUGGGAAGGUGGACAUUGGCCGGUAUGGAGACGUAUCUAAGAAGUACAAGGUGAGUACCUCUCCCCUCUCCAAGCAGCUGCCCUCGCUGCUGCUGUUCCAGGGGGGCAAGGAGGUGAUGAGACGCCCCCAGGUGGACAAGAAGUGUAGGGCCGUAUCCUGGAGCUUCACUGAGGAGAACAUCAUCCGGGAGUUCAACCUGAACGAGCUCUACCAGAAGUCCAAGAAACUCAAUAAGUCCAAGGGAGACUGGAGUGACAAGAUCAACGAAUCACAGUUCCCGCCGUUGCACGAAGAGGAGGAGCCCGAGGUCGACGCCCAGGGGGAGGAGACGGAGACCAAGAAGGACAAAUAGAAUUGUCAGGGGCCUCAGAAGAACGCUGGGACAUCACAAUGGGACUAGCUGGUGUUAUGUUCUAUCGAGGGAACAAACAUGAUUGUUACGAACCCUUUUUUAUUUUGCUAUGUACAACACGUGAUUAUGAUUAACUCAAUAUUAACUAAUAUCUCAACUGUACAGUUAGAUUUGUACGUCUCCGUCAUACUUAUGAGUUGCAUCGAUCUUUCCUCCAGUUCCCUAGAGAAACUCUAUGCUCAUCAUUGGUUGUGUCCCAAAUGGCAUUAUAUUACCUAAUAUAGUGCACUAGGGAAAAGGGGUGUGACUUAUGACUUAACAAUUGAAUGCAUUUUUAUUUAGGCUUUAAUAUUGGCACACUACAAUUAUACACUCCAUUCCUAGUGUUUCACUAGAUUUAAAACGUGUCCCAUUUGGGGAUAUAGUGUGAAUUUACACUCCGUCCAGUCCAUGCUUGGUGAGACAAAUUGCAUGCACCCAUUGAACUGAAGUUACAUUGGCUUCGUCUGAAAUGGCUUAAUGGUUCCGACAUGGUGAAGUAUUUUACGCCAGCUACCUACCUUCAACUGGGUCCAUGAUAAUGAUAAUGAACCAUGGCCUCUGUCCCAAAAAGGUCUUUGAGAGGAAACUUGUUUUAUUUUAUUUUUCUCUUCCAUAAGUGGUUGUCACCUAAAGAUGAUGCUGGAGUGAACAGAGCAUUUGGCUAAUAACACUAAGUCCAUGUGAGAACUAGACCUGUUACUUUGUCAUCUACAAAAUAGUCAUAUCAGAGAUGGUUGAGGGAGGCACUGGUGGUCUCUAUCCCUCACUCCCCUCUGUGACAGAAUAUCCCUCACUCCUCUCCACCCUGACAGAAUAGGUAGAAUUACAUGUUUACUUUCAAAACGCUUCCAUCUAAACGAUGAACAUUUUUGGCACCAGCAUCUCUAGGUGAUGUAACAGAACAUUUUACUACCUGUUUGACAUUCCCUUGGCUACUGUAGAAUUCUGUCUCAACCUUUCGUUCAGAAUGUGUAGAUUGAAUGGGUGAGCCUGCCACUUGAGGUGUCUGACAUGUUUUUUUUAUGCAAUAAAAAGGAACAUUGCCUUUACAUUUCAAGUUGCACUAUACUCUAAGAAAUCAUGCACGGGGGGGUGUGGUAUAUGGCCAACAUACCACUAAGGGCUGUUCUUAGGCACAAAUCAUCAGAGUGCCUGGACACAGCCCUUAGCCAUGGUAUAUUGGCCAUAAACCCGAGAUGCCUUAUUGCUAUUAUAAAACUGGUUACCAAUGUCAUUAGAGCAGUAAAAAUUAAUGUUUUGAUAUACCACUGCUGUCAGCAAAUCAGCAUUCAGGGCUCAUCCCACCAGGUUUACAAUUAAAGAUAAAUGGGAAUUUAAGCAUUUUUAGCAACAUGUAUGUUUUGGUGGCAUACCGUAAAAAAAUAAAAUAAAUACUGCAUAGUUUCCUAUGAACGCGAAGCGAGGCAGCCAUCUUUGUCGGCGCUGGAUGUUGAACCUACAUUUUGGCACCGCCUUCUGGUAGUGACGGCAUUUAAGAGGUAUGGAGGGAGGCGAGACAUGAAGCCAAGCUUUGAGCCCCCCCCCCCCCACCCCCAAAUCAGUAGGAGUUCGCUCCCUACAUAUGAACCUGAGAACCACUGACUGAUGUAAACCCCACAAUGAUUCUCUGGCCCUUUAACAGAAGAAAUUCUGUUAAGUUACAUGAAAAUCUACUGUAACUGGAUCAUAACUUUUAAUUGCCAAUGUGGAAUCCUUUGGUCCAACUUAAAAGUCCUACUCUGAAUGUGUAGUAAGUAUGGGAUAGACUAUGUUCUGCCCUUUCUCAUGUGUUGCAUUGGCAGACCUCAACUGCAAACAAAAAGAACACUGCCUUUGGUUUUAAAUACUUUAUUACCAAUGCUCAAACACACACGCACAUACACACAUGCACACGCCCACACACAUACAGAGCUAUACAGUACUUUUUAAAUUGUAUUUAUUUAUUUCAAAACACCCAAGUCCAGGGCCUGUACUUGUCUAAACAUCAUCUGUAAGGGCAUUGGCUGUUCCUGAUGGCAGUCAAACAUAUUGGGCGACGUGCUUUUUUUUUGUGUCCUAGACCAUUUUGUUUCAUUCUACGCUCCUGACUGGUCAAACAAACUGUCAGUCUAAAGCAAUGCCCUGUAAAUUGUCUUAAAAUCUUGCAAAAAAAAAGAAAAGUACAAAUUAAAUAUAAAAAGGUUGUUACUGACUUUCAGCUGCUCAUCAUUGGUUUAAACCAUUAACGAAUAAAAGAGUAGGUUGAUAUGAAUCUCUUGCGCUCUCUGGAUUGGUCGCGCCAAAGCAUGUGAUCCUCGCUAGUUUCUCAAUAGGUCAGCUAGUGGACUGCAACCAGAGAUGUCAGUAUCCGGACCAAUAAAACAAAACAUUGGGUGUGUGUUAUGGCAUUAUAUUCCCUACAUAGUGCACUGCUUUUGACCAGAGUCUUUUAGGCCCUGGUCAAAAGUAGUGCACUAUAUAGUGAAUAGGGUUCCAUUUCAGACACACCCAUUACAAAGCUCAGAAGUAAACAAUCAGAAAGUACAGCAGGGUAUUUCUGAAAUAUGCCCCAAGAGAAGUCGAGUGGUUACUGUGUAUCAAAGGACUUUAAAAAUGCUACAUCGCCUUCUUUUAUCAAAUACAUUGUUUCCCAUUGGCUGAACCAUAUCAUUGUCCAGCUCCUCUCUUUGGCUGAAUACUCAAAACUCAGCCUCUGAUUGGCUGGUGCAGCCAUCAAUCCAAAUUAGCCGCAUUCCAGUGCUAGUCGGAACUAGGAAACUGACAUUUUCGACUUGCUAACUGGUUGAACGUGGCACGUGUUUAACUAAAACCAGUUAAUAAGUCAGAAAUGUCCCAAGUUCCGACUAGCACUUGAACGCGGCAACAGUUUCUUUCUUGUUUGGUUAUAAUUCUGACAUUAACUCAAACCAAAAAACCCUAUAUCAGCCCGUAAAAAAAAAAAAAAAAAUCUUAUCAACAGUUAUAUAUAAAUUCAUAUAAAAUAACAUUUUGAAAUUAAAUAGGUAAAAUAAAAUAAAAACACCUUGAUUAUCAAGGCCAUUGCUCCAAAGUUUGUUUAGGAAAGGCUGCUCCAUCUUUAGUACAGACCCGAUGAUUGUGUCACUGGUCAAGUUUCUUAUUUUUUAUCAUUCCAUUGGUCCUUAAGUGAAAUCUCCGCCCACCCGGGGAACCAGGCCAGGCCAAAAACUAACUCUACCAAUGAUCCUGCUGUCUACUACAGUUUAGCAUUUCCAUUUCUGAUUGGUCAUGAGAGAAUGGCAGCGUGAUCACUAGCCAAUCACAGUGGCCCAUAGUGGCCGGUGCAUGCCACAGUCACCUUUAAAUGCCACUGAUUGGAGGAAAUCACCAUAAAUUCCAAACCAUAUAAUUCUGUACAGAGAAUGAAUCAUUA